This is a messenger RNA of Chanos chanos (milkfish), 1483 nucleotides long. It is a transcript of the gene plpp2b, whose product is annotated as phospholipid phosphatase 2b. Gene Ontology annotation, biological process: phospholipid metabolic process; phospholipid dephosphorylation; signal transduction. The record is from RefSeq and is a predicted model, not a curated record. The coding region runs from base 497 to 1357 and encodes 286 amino acids. Gene Ontology annotation, molecular function: phosphatidate phosphatase activity. The transcript is spliced from 6 exons. Gene Ontology annotation, cellular component: plasma membrane. Lineage: Eukaryota; Metazoa; Chordata; Actinopteri; Gonorynchiformes; Chanidae.
GUAUCCACUGAAACAGCGAACAACCGUUUUGUAUUCGUUUUUUAGGCUGCUCACGUUUUAUUUAUAUGUUGAGGCGCUAAGGAAGUGAGAAAAUAGUGGCGUGGUUCACGGGGAGGAGUGAGCUUGACCCCCGUGUCAACUUUUUAAAGAGACUGUGGAUGUUGGUUAUGUCGCUGUAAGAACGGAGCAACAUGCGCGCAGAAGGGACGCAAAAACUUGUGAUUGCUAUCUCUGCUGCCAACUCACUUUUUUAACGUCGUAAGAAGUAUCGCGUUGGGAAGGGAAAGCAGAAUAUUUACGUUUCAAACACUGGUAAGGUUGCCAGGUUGACAUUUGAGGGCAGGAAAAACUCGCAAUACAGGUUGCGGCGUGUUUGUGAGUGUGUGCGCGUGUGUACGUUUCAUUUCACGUUCACCCGAGGUGGGCUAUCUUUUGAUAUCAAAACCAAAUGAAUGUAAAGAGUUAGGGAUUGAAUAAGUAACUAAGAGAUCCAAUAAUGACGGACCCGAGAAGAAAGAAACUGUUCAUCGCGAUGGACGUGCUCUGUAUUUUUGCAGCCUCCUUGCCGUCCAUUAUCAUGAACAUCGUGUAUCGACCGUAUCAGAGGGGCAUCUACUGCGAGGACGAGAGUAUCAAAUACCCCUACAAACCUGACACCAUCACUCAUGGCCUGCUCGCCGUCGUCACCAUCUCCUGCACCACUAUUAUCAUCUCCUGUGGUGAGGCCUACCUGGUGUACAGUAAGAAGAUCCAAUCGAACUCUGAGUUUAACCAGUAUGUGGUGGCCCUCUACAAGGCGCUCGGCACUUUCGUGUUCGGUGGGGCGGUCAGCCAGUCGCUCACCGACAUGGCCAAGUACACCAUCGGACGGCCUCGCCCCAACUUCAUGUCCGUCUGCGCCCCCAAAAUAUGCAAGGGUUACAUGCUCCAGAUCAACUGCACCGGAGUCCCGGCGAACGUGACCGAGUCCAGGUUGUCUUUCUACUCCGGGCACUCUUCCUUUGGGAUGUACUGUAUGCUGUUUUUAGCGCUCUACGUCCAGGCGCGACUGGCGGCCAAAUGGGCGAGACUGCUUCGUCCCACCAUCCAGUUCUUCCUGGUGGCGUUCGCCGUCUACGUGGGCUACACCCGAGUGUCCGAUUACAAGCACCACUGGAGUGACGUGUUGGCUGGACUUUUACAGGGGGCCCUGGUGGCCGUUCUCACCGUGCGCUACGUGUCUGAUUUUUUCAAGCUACGUCCUGCCCGCUGCUCGAGCCCGGUGACGGUGGAGAGCGAAGUCUUGGAGAGAAAGCAAAGCCUUCCUGACGGAGAGGCGGAACACAACAAUCAUUACAGUUAUGCUGGGUCUGUGUGAUGCACCCAGUCCGCCAACCACUCGCACACUACGACUCCCACAAACCACUGGACUGACCAGGGGCGGGGCUUCACUCUCAAGUGGGUGUGGUUUACCAGCCUUCCUGCCUUCCUCGACAGAAUUGAC